Messenger RNA from Varanus komodoensis (Komodo dragon), 813 nucleotides. RefSeq names its product homeobox D1 (gene HOXD1). Gene Ontology annotation, molecular function: RNA polymerase II cis-regulatory region sequence-specific DNA binding; DNA-binding transcription factor activity, RNA polymerase II-specific. Gene Ontology annotation, biological process: regulation of transcription by RNA polymerase II. The transcript has 2 exons. Gene Ontology annotation, cellular component: nucleus. NCBI's taxonomy places the organism in Eukaryota, Metazoa, Chordata, Lepidosauria, Squamata, Varanidae. The coding region runs from base 1 to 813 and encodes 270 amino acids. The record is from RefSeq and is a predicted model, not a curated record.
AUGAACUCCUUCCUGGAGUACCUGGCGCGGGGCGGAGAAGGGCUGAGCUUGUCGGGCAAGUUUGGCGGGACGGAGUCCGGCGGGGUUGCGCUGCGGCCGCCCUGCGCCCUGUCAUCAGGCGGGGAGCGCGCCUACGCGGGGCCGGCGGCGGGAAGCCUCCCGGACUUCUCGGCGCGCCCGGCGGCGCAGCAACAGCUGGCGCCCAGCGCUUUCGCCUCCGCCGGCCAGUACAGCCUGCUCCGUCCUGAGGCGCCCUUCGUGGCCCCCGAGGAGGCCGGCGCUCCCGUGCACUACGGCGCCUCCGCCUUCUCGGGCGGCGGCGCUUACCUCCCGGUGGACUACAGCGCGCUGGCCGAGAGCUUUCAGCCCUGCGCCAAGGAUGCGCCGCCGUCCGACUUCUGCCCCAAGGCCAGCUGCUCCCAAGCUGCGCUCAGCACUUUCGAGUGGAUGAAGGUCAAGAGGAGCGCCCCCCCGAAAAGCAAACUUUCAACCUAUGGAUCAUCUGCCAGUCCUCCCAGUGCUGUAAGGACCAAUUUCAGCACCAAGCAACUUACAGAGUUGGAGAAAGAGUUUCAUUUCAAUAAGUACCUUACCCGGGCCCGGCGAGUGGAGAUUGCAAAGUCUUUGGGCCUCAAUGAUGCUCAGGUGAAAAUCUGGUUCCAGAAUCGGAGGAUGAAGCAGAAGAAAAGGGAGCGGGAAGGGAUGGUGAUCUCUCCUCCCGCACUGACUUUUCAAGUCUCCCCCUCAGAUUCGAGCCCCACACAGCUAGCUAUGUGUUCUGCCCCCUCUUCUCCGGCCAAGGGCUCACCCUGA